Messenger RNA from Carya illinoinensis, 1362 nucleotides. RefSeq lists its product as uncharacterized. NCBI's taxonomy places the organism in Eukaryota, Viridiplantae, Streptophyta, Magnoliopsida, Fagales, Juglandaceae. The record is from RefSeq and is a predicted model, not a curated record. The transcript has a single exon. The coding region runs from base 1 to 1362 and encodes 453 amino acids.
AUGGACAAAAGUUGGAUGCUAAUCACUGAUAGACUUAGGUCUAGCGAAUAUGCCAAUGGCGUUAAAGAAUUCAUUACUUUGGCCCGAUCUCAUGCUAACGGUAGUGAUGAAAUUCGUUGUCCAUGUACCCUAUGCUCGAAUAAUUAUUUCUUACCUUUUAGUGAGGUCGAAAGACAUUUGUUCAUUAGGGGUAUUGAUAAAAAUUACACAGUGUGGAUAUUUCACGGCGAUGAGGAAUAUUUAUCUUUAAGUGAUGAUGAUAAUCUUCACGAUUCCCCACAUGAUGAUCAAUACAUUGAUGACGUUGAUAUUAUGUUAGAAGACAUUCAGGCUGGCAGAUUUAGUGGUGUGCCUUCAAACGAGUCAUUCAAUGGUGGGGGUACAACCUCAGUCGAACCUGAGUCAACCAAAUCUUUCGAUCAGUUGUUGGUUGACGCACGUCGUCCUCUUUAUGAAGGUUGUACAAAGUAUUCAAAACUUUCAUUUCUUGUCAAGUUGUUGCACAUUAAGACAUUGGGUGGUUGGAGUGUGAAGUCGUUCGACAUGCUUCUACAAUUAUUGAAAUCAGCUUUUCCCAAUGCCCUUUUGCCUAACUCAUAUCAAGAGUCACGUAGCUUGUUACGAGGGUUGGGCUUUACUUACACCAAAAUCCAUGCUUGUCCGAAUGAUUGCAUUCUUUAUUGGAAAGAAAAUGUAGAUAAAGAAGAGUGCCCAAAAUGUAAGGUGUCAAGGUGGAUAUUUAGCAAAAGUAAGCAAAAAAGUAUUCCUCAGAAGGUCCUGCGACAUUUCCCACUGAAGCCAAGAUUACAAAGACUGUUUAUGUCCCAAAAAAUAGUAGCUGAAAUGAGAUGGCAUAGAGACCAGCGCAUGAAUGAGCAUGGUGUUCUAAGACAUCCUGCUGACUCUGAGGUCUGGAAGGCAUUUGAUCAACAAUAUUCUUGGUUUGCUCAAGAUAGCCGCAAUGUUAGGCUUGGUCUAGCUAGUGACGGUUUCAACCCAUUUAAUAAUUUGAGUAAACCAUAUAGUAUAUGGCUAGUUAUACUUGUCCCUUACAACUUGCCCCCGUGGUUAUGCACGAAAGAUCAAUUUUUCAUGACUUCACUCCUGAUUCCCGGACCGAGGUCACCAGGCAAUGAGAUCGAUGUUUACUUGCAACCUCUAAUAGAUGAACUAAUUGAUUUAUGGAAAAAUGGUGUUGAUACUUACGAUGCUAUGACAGCUCAGACGUUCCGAUUACAUGCAACUUUAUUUUGGACAAUUAACGAUUUUCCUGCAUACGGUAACCUUUCUGGUUGGAGCACUAAGGGAAAAAUGGCAUGUCCAUCGUGUAGGCAAGAAACAGAUUCGAUGUGGUUGACAUAG